AUGUUACCACAGUUGAGCGCUGAGCGCCACGAGGCCAAUGAUCAAAUUGAGAGGGCCAACCGUACUAUGAAGGACUGGCUGAACAAGAGUUUAGCUUCUGGUACGGCGAAGGAUAUAUGGGAGGCUUGCGAGAAUUUGCUGAAGGCACAAGUGAAACGUGUUGCAAAUGCCACAGCUACUACAACCGAGCUUGUGCCGCUCGAGGUUGGUAAUAUUGUGUGGAAGUGUCGAGACUCCAUACAACACAAGGAUCAGACUGCGUGGGUUGGGAAAGGCUUGCUCGUUGUUCGUGGUCCGUAUGAUGGCGAUCAAUACGAUAUUCGGGCACGAGGUGGCCGAACUGUGAGAGCCCAUCGUGAACAGCUUAAGCUAGCGGUCGCCAGCCAAGAAGACAGGUCGGAGCCAGCACAAGUACUAGUUACCUUGAAGGAGUACUUGUAUACGGUUGAAUGGUUCUAG
Sphaeroforma arctica JP610 is the source of this 459-nucleotide messenger RNA. RefSeq lists its product as hypothetical. The coding region runs from base 1 to 459 and encodes 152 amino acids. The record is from RefSeq and is a predicted model, not a curated record. The transcript is spliced from 2 exons. NCBI's taxonomy places the organism in Eukaryota, Ichthyosporea, Ichthyophonida.